Mus musculus (house mouse) is the source of this 1265-nucleotide messenger RNA. RefSeq names its product HOP homeobox (gene Hopx). Bases 291 to 512 code for a protein of 73 amino acids. The transcript has 3 exons. Gene Ontology annotation, biological process: cell differentiation. Gene Ontology annotation, cellular component: cytoplasm; nucleus. The record is from RefSeq and is marked validated. Gene Ontology annotation, molecular function: DNA binding. Lineage: Eukaryota; Metazoa; Chordata; Mammalia; Rodentia; Muridae.
GUGGCUAAGGGGACAGGGCUGAGUGAAAAGUCCCAGCUGACUCUCAGAAGUCACCACCUAAGCAUCAAACCUGAAUAACCGGGACAGACGUAAGGUCAGGCGACUUUCAGUGGUUCCUGCCUGCCCACGCUGCAGGUUUUUCAGGUCCCUGCUUGAGCGUGCACUCCCAGGCGUAAAUAAAACGUGCGAUCAGCAGCCACGUCAGCCAGCAGGCUAUUUAAGCAGACAGGCACCAGCAUCCGCUGCUUCCCAGCCCAGAGCUCGCCCAGACUUCCACACGCGCACGGACCAUGUCGGCGCAGACCGCGAGCGGCCCCACGGAGGACCAGGUGGAGAUCCUGGAGUACAACUUCAACAAGGUCAACAAGCACCCGGACCCCACCACGCUGUGCCUCAUCGCAGCCGAGGCGGGUCUCACGGAGGAGCAGACGCAGAAAUGGUUUAAGCAGCGCCUGGCAGAGUGGCGGCGGUCAGAAGGCUUGCCUUCGGAAUGCAGAUCUGUUACGGACUAGGGAGCCAGGCCCUUGAGCUUGCUCUUGGAACUCCAUCUCUUCUUCCUUCCCUCGGCUUACCCAGGCUGUUUUGAUGUUUCAGUGCAGUGUUGAAUGUCUCAUUGUUUUGCUGUCCUGCUAUUUAACACAAUGUGUUUUUUUUUUUUAUGUAUAUAACUAAAAAAAAAAAAAUCCAAAAUAACAGGGAGCUAAAUGCAGUUCUGUGUAAAGUGAUGGCUUGGCUGGGGGCAGGGGUGUGGCUUGCCUUUGGAUUUUAAUGAAAGAUGAUGUGGGAACCGUCUUCGUUUGCCCUUGGCCAUCACCUUCCAGUAGUAAUUCAUAUGGACCAUCCCCUUCAGAGCUGCCUGGCUUCUAUUGAAAAGAUAACAGAACAGGCAGGGGAACACCUCCUGAGUUCACUUCCCUGUGCUCCCUCCUUCUGCUUCACUAAACACACUGGUGGUUGAAUGAGAACGUGGGUGUAUUUGAGUCAUUCAAAUUAUAUAUAUAUAUAUAUAUAUAUAUAUAUAUAUAUAUAUAUGAAUGAAUGAACAGUUCCUUCCCUUACAGCUGUGUUACCUUGGAAAGCAACCUAGUAUAGCAGCUAUGGAUUCCAAGGGGCAGAAAAGCAAGUAGCUAAGGAAAAAAAAAGUUACAGAGUCUAGAAUUUACCUUAUUUAAAUGAACUUGUUAAAUUUAUUUUGCUGAAUAAAAUGAACUGCUUUUGUGUUAAAAAUUAUAUUCUAAAUUAAAAAAAACGUUAAGUUGAAAAUU